GCGGUCCAGCUCCUGCUCUGUGACCUGCUCCUGGUCACCCGCACCAACCUGUGGCAGCAGCAGAUGGGGGCCAGCCAGCAGCGCAGCUGCCUCUACCAGGCAUCCGCCCUGGAGCUCCGCGGCUUCCAGCAGGACCUCAGCAGCCUGCGGCGCCUGGCACAGACCCUGCGCCCCGCCAUGCGCCGGGUGUUCCUGCACGAAGCCACUGCCAGGCUGAUGGCCCGGGCCAGCCCCACGCGCACCCACCAGCUGCUGGACCGCAGCCUGCGGAGGAGAGGGGUGCAGGGCAGCAAAACAGCUGGCGAGCCGGAAAGCCACCCCACGCCACGGGAACACGCCGAGGCGCUGCUGCUGGCCUGCUGCUACCUCCCUCCCAGCUUCCUGGCGGGCCCGGGCCAGCGCGUGGGGAUGCUGGCCGAGGCUGCCCGCACGCUGGACAAGCUGGGUGACCGCCAGACGCUGCACGACUGCCAGCAGAUGAUCAUCAAGCUGGGCAGCGGCACCACCGUCACGUCGGGAUAGGUGGGGAAGGGGCCGCCAGCCCCCGGCCACCCCCGUGGGUGCGGAAUGUGGGGCGGAGGGAGGCCGUGCCUCAGUUUCCCCGCAGGAUGAUGUUAGGGAGCGGGUUUGGA
Messenger RNA from Cyanistes caeruleus (blue tit), 632 nucleotides. The record is from RefSeq and is a predicted model, not a curated record. NCBI's taxonomy places the organism in Eukaryota, Metazoa, Chordata, Aves, Passeriformes, Paridae.